AUGCAUCGCAUCCGCCAAUCAUUUUUUUGGAAUGGUCUUACGACCGACACCAAAGACUUCGUUGAAAAGUGUGCAGUAUGUCGACAAACACAACGAGCAAACCCUAAAGAACCUUUGAAAUUGCGAGACAUACCCGAAUAUCCCUUUCAAUUAGUGUCGACAGAUAUUUUCAAAUUUAAAGGUGACGACUUUCUACUAAUCGCCGAUCCCUACUCCGGAUUUAACGACUUCCGAAAACUCAAGUCAAGUACAUCAUCGGAAGUAAUAUAUUUAUUACGUCAGUGGUGCUCCGUACAUGGAAUUCCCGAAAUACUUGAGUCCGAUGGAGGCCCACAAUACAGCAGCCAAGCCUUCAGAGAGUUCGCAACAAACUGGAAAUUCAAGCUCAGAAUUUCUUCACCACAUUACCCUCAAUCCAAUGGAUUCGCGGAGCGCAAGGUUCAAACUGUUAAAGGUAUUUUAAAGAAGUGUUGGCACGAUGGAAGCGAUCCAUAUUUAGCGAUGUUGCUGCUGCUGUUUGGUGUCGCCAAAGUACUGCAGGAACUGCGUGAUAAUCAAAAACGCUAUGCCGAUCAGGUCGCAACUCCUCGCCCACCGCUUAAAACUGGCGACAACGUCAGAAUGCAGACAGGUCACCGCGAAUGGAAACCAGCCAAAGUCGUCGAGAUGACCGAAAGUCCACGCUCAGUCAUAGUGGAAACACCCGAAGGCAGAAAAUAUCGCAGAAACAGCAAAUAUCUCCAUACAACAAAAGCGAGCAUACCUUCGGAAAACUCACCAACGCUGGAAUGUGAAUCCAAUAACGCUCACGUACCUGUAUCCAAUGAGUACCAGGAAAUUGCACCUAGUGAACAAUCACCUGACCAGAGUAGCGGCAUCCAAACUCAGUACUCCGGCGAAAAUGCAGACCGGCAGACUAAGGUCUCCUGCUACGGACGGAAAAUCAAACCUGUCGAAAAAUACGACCCUUCAAAAUAUUAA
Molecule: messenger RNA, 981 nt
Organism: Rhagoletis pomonella (apple maggot)
Lineage: Eukaryota; Metazoa; Arthropoda; Insecta; Diptera; Tephritidae
Exons: 2
Coding region: 1-981 (326 amino acids)
Biological process (GO): DNA integration
Molecular function (GO): nucleic acid binding
Source: RefSeq, a predicted model, not a curated record